UUGAUUCGCACUGUGGAAGCUCAGUCGCAUAGCGGAUCUCAUUAUUAUUUCACUCGAGUCUCUGGAUAUGUCUAAACGGCACGUCUGAUAAUGCUGGGAAGAAAAGUACCUGGAUCAGGUGUGCUGAGCGCGGGUGCGGGAAAGGAUCGGGGCAGGACAGGAGAGAGGCUGCACGCAGCGCUGGCCGGACUGCAGGAGCUGCACUUUCUGCGGGACAAACAGAGUGCCAUGGUGCACUGGGCGCUGACCCUGAACAGAGACCAGCCCGACCCAUCAAAACAAGAGAAUGUGAGCAAAGAGGAGCUGAGGCUGGAGGCAACACUUUCUCUACUCAAACAACAGCUGACACGUCUACGCAGACAGGAUGUGGGACUGAAGACUCAUCUCCAGCAGCUGGAUCAACAGAUCAAUGAGCUAAAACUGGAUGUGUGUAAAGCAUCCACCGAACACCUAGAAAGUGACAGCAGACCCAGUUCAGGGUUCUACGAGCUCAGUGAUGGUGGUUCAGGCUCAUUGUCCAACUCUUGCACCUCAGUCUACAGCGAGAGUCUGUCCUCAUCAUCUCAAACCAGUCUGCUUCCUCUUCUUUCCACCUCAUAUGCAUCGCAUGGUCGUAGUAGUUGUGGACAGACCGGUGUGUCCCGCCGUUGUUCUGCUGAUGAGAGCACGGCCCAGUCUGAUGCACCACGAUCAGGAGUGAAGCUCGGUAGCAGCUUUAUAAGGACAGCAAGCGCUCGAGCAGACAGAGCAAGACAAAGACCGGUUUCCACAGGGGACCUUGACCGAAUGAUUGGACCUGGUUUUGGCGCCUUCAAAUCCACAGAUGUGAAGAGCUCCACCCCCUGUAGUAGUCCUCAGAAUCCCUCUGUAGACCCCAAGUACCAGAGUAACCUGGUGUCUAGCAAUGGAACAGAAGUUUACUGUUACCCCAGUCCACUGCAUGCGGUGGCCUUACAAAGCCCCAUCUUCAGUUGUACCAGUGAUCAGGGAAGUUCAGUAGCACUUGAUGAAAUGCCUGAAGAGGAAACCCAGAACCUCAAUGAGGAGUCCACAAACUCCUGUUCUGUGGGAUAUAUUAACAAGCUAUUACAACGAAGCUCCAGUAAGAUAAACCUGUUAAGCAGCAUAAGAAGAAAUGAGACUGUUAAUGGCACACAUGAGCAAAGACCUAGAUCUCAGGAAAUGAUCUACAGACCGCUGAAUGGACCUCAACUGCUGGGAUCACUUCAACAAUUAACAAUGCCCUUAGAAAAUGCACUGGAGACUGGAAAAACAUCUGCGCUAAACAGCAAUCAAAAACAGAUGGAACCACCUUGUCUAAAGUCCAAUCUCAAAGAAGUUGAAGACCAGAUGUUGCAUCAUGGCACACACCCAGAAUCUUCCCUGGAUCCCCAAAAGAAUAGCUUUCCCAUACGUAAUACUGCAGGCAAGGUCAUUGCUGAGUCUGAUAAUGGACCCUCAGAAAAGAGAAGUGGACAUUUACCCAAAGACUCAUCUGUGGUCCAAAAGCCAGUAGAGAGGAGAUCCAGUUUUACCUCUGAAAGAGAUGGCAGUAGAGCUUCUUGUCAUGAUAAGAGCAGUACACCUCAAUCCGAGUUUGUCCAUGCACAGUUUGUUCCUGCAGGGUCUCAGAGGGUAAAGGUACGUCAGGCAGACAAGAAGACUAAAUCUGUGAAACUGAGAAAGAAGAGCUCAGAGAAACCCUCAGCAAAGAAACAGCAUCAAAAACCCUUCUCUCGAGAGUUCUGCAACAAAAACAAAACUGACUUCAAGCAGUCCGGCUCAUGCAGAGGGAAAGUGACAUAUCUGGAAGAGUCUCCGGCACAGUCCUGUUCAGAUUGCAGUUGUAAUGGACUUAUCAACUCACACUGCAUCCAAAACAUCCAUCAGCAGAUCCCAUCCUCCAAGUCCACUAAGUCCCGUAAAGCAUCUGAACCAGCGCACCUUCCUAUUGACCAUGCCAAAAAGAAACCUAGUUCUCGCAAAUGGCCUUCUUCCUCUGAAAUCCCAUUGCCCCCUACUCUCCACACCCAGAGAUCCAAAGAGAUGUUAAACUCUCGAAAGGUAGCCAUGGUAAGGAGUGUAAGUGCCAGGCCUCGCUCGGGUCAUUGGGGGUGUCCUCCUCCACGAGCCCUUCCCCACUCACUCUCCACCUCCUCUUACUUCAGUUACCUGGAAUCUAGAUAUCCAGCAGCGCCAGUCUCCAGUCGGCACCCUCCUCGCUGUGAGUCCGAGUUUUCAGAGUACUCUGCAGAGUGUGCGUCACUCUUUCACUCAACUAUCGCAGCAAGCAGUGAUGGAGAGAUGAGCGACUACACCACAAACCGUUUUGGAGACAGUGAGUCCAGCCAGGGCUCUCAGACAGCUUCAGAGUCUGACAGCAGUCUCUCUCUGGAUGAAGAGGACCUGCUGGAGGAAGAAGAGGAAGAUGAAGGUGGUCUGGUGUGGGCUCAAGCUGCAAUGGGAACCACAGCAGCAGGCUUUUCUCUACAGCAACACCAUCGGUCUGAGCCAGCGGCCUGCCGCAUUAAAGCUUCUAGAGCACUGAAGAAGAAGAUCCGCCGCUUUCAGCCAGCAUCACUCAAGGUUAUGACUUUAGUGUAGCUUCAAUAUAGCUUCAGAUGGAUCAUGUCACCUUGAUCAGCUCAUCUUGAGCUUUGCCAGAAAUUUUGGACUCAUAUACAGCAACGUUUUACCAAACAUCUUACCAACUUUGCUCCUAUAACCCAAAAUAAAUAUAUAUGUAUCACAUGCUGUAAUGUCUACAUCUGAUUGCUGAGUUCCAGCUUGCUUAGCCCAAAAAUUCCAUGCAUGAAAAUGUCAAUGCUUAACCUUUCAAAGAGUUGGGAAAUAAUAAUAAAAAAAAAACUUCUCGACAACACCAAUGUUCUCUAUUGAUAUGUAAAUAAACUGUACGCUGUAAAUAUGUUUUUUAAUCUGUACAAAAUUACCUUGUAAUCAAAUGUGCUGUGUAAAAUGCACAAGAAAAACUAUACAUCCAUGUAAUUCAAUAAAAU
Danio aesculapii is the source of this 3017-nucleotide messenger RNA. It is a transcript of the gene dact2, whose product is annotated as dishevelled-binding antagonist of beta-catenin 2. Gene Ontology annotation, biological process: negative regulation of nodal signaling pathway. The transcript is spliced from 4 exons. The record is from RefSeq and is a predicted model, not a curated record. Bases 91 to 2604 code for a protein of 837 amino acids. Lineage: Eukaryota; Metazoa; Chordata; Actinopteri; Cypriniformes; Danionidae. Gene Ontology annotation, cellular component: cytoplasm.